GCCAAGAGAUUGUUCGGGGGCUCGGCGUAGGGAUCGCGGUGCGGGCAGCGGGUCAGGAGUGCCCUACGUGCUAUUGCGACUGCCCAGCGUGUACCUGCUCGCUGAAUUGUCCCUCGUGCCCGACCGUGCACUGCGGGGCCAGCUACUCCAUCGGCCCAGUGGCUGGGCCGCUGCUGGUAGGGCUCGGGGCCUUGCUGGAGCUGGCUCCCGGCUUCCUGCGCCGGCAGUGCGGACAGCGCGCUCCGCCAGGGCUGCCGGCGGCUGCGAAGCCGGGCCUCUCGGCGCUGCCGGGGCUUGCGCCCGCCGCGGCCCCUGCCUCGCCAGCCGGGCCGCUGACCGUGCGGGACGAGGAGGUGGAGCUGCAGGCCGCGGCGCAGGAGGGCGACUUCUACCUGAUCCGUUUCGGCGUGGCGGGCCCUCCGCUGUGGCACGAGCGGGUGUGCGUGUACCUCCCACGGGCCCAGGCGGGUGGAGUGGUGACUGGCUACACGCCCGACGACGACCACUACGAGGAGGACCUGGCGCCCGGCGGCGACGCAGUGGCCUGGUGCCUGCUCCCCGGCGGCGCCCAGGGCGGUGUGCCUCCCAUGGCGGUCGGCGGGGCAGCUGCCCGCGUGUGCCGCUUCCGCGCGGUGCCCCUGGCCGCGGCGCUGGGCGCCGCGCGUGACGCGGCCGCCGCCCGGUUCGGCGAUGCGGCCCCAGGCGUGCCGCUGGCGCCCAACACGGGCGGCCGUGCCGAGGCCCCUCCUGGAGGGCUGGGCGUGCUGGGCGCCCCAGGGGCGGCGCCCCUCGCCGUCCCAGCCGCCCCAGCCGCGGCGCCUGACGGAGGAGCGGGAGUCGGGGGCGGGCUUGCCGCCCUGGCCGCCGUCCUCGGGCCGGGCGGCGGGGCCGUGGCGCCGGGCGCUGGGGCCGGCGGUGGCCUGAUGGGGCUGCCGGCCGCGGGACCGGCGGCGCCUGUGGCCCCGAUGCCGGGCGCCUUGGUCGGCCCCCUGGCAGGCGGCGCGGCGGCCGCGCCGGCCCCUGCCUUCGCCCCCGCGCCAGCCGCCGCAGCUGCGGCCGUGCCUGCCGCCCCGCUGGCCGCCCUCGGCGGGACGGACCUCCGCGUCCACCCGAUCAUGAUCGACGCCAUGGCCCGGCGGAACACGCCUUUCAGCGACUCUCUGGCCCUGCUGACGGAGACACCGUGGGCGGACUGGCCGGGCGGUGUGGACGAGCACCUGCGCAUCUGCACCGCGCUUGAGAACGCGGUGUGCCUCGACCAACUGAACGUGGCGGAGAUGGUCAGUUUCGAGCUGCUGGGUCGUGCCCUGCAGAUCAUCGAGGAGAAGUAUCGGGAGCGCCUGGCUGGCGCGGCCGACCCCGUGCGCGUGGACACCAACCUGUACUUGGGGGCGGAGCUGGCGCGCGGGAGCUGCUGCGCGUGCCCGGCCCUCCAGACGUGGGUCAGCCAGGAGCUGGCUCAGGAGCAUGCGAUUUUGAAGGAAAGGAGGAAGGCCAGAGAGGAGCGCGCCGCUGCCCAGACCGCCAAGGCUAAAGCAAAGCCGAAGCGCGGCAAUGAGGGCGGCGGCGACAAUGAUUGA
Molecule: messenger RNA, 1580 nt
Organism: Prorocentrum cordatum
Lineage: Eukaryota; Dinophyceae; Prorocentrales; Prorocentraceae
Source: the annotation of a GenBank genome assembly